This is a messenger RNA of Sitodiplosis mosellana (orange wheat blossom midge), 1178 nucleotides long. Its product is annotated as U3 small nucleolar ribonucleoprotein protein IMP4. Gene Ontology annotation, cellular component: small-subunit processome; nucleolus; Mpp10 complex. Gene Ontology annotation, molecular function: snoRNA binding; rRNA primary transcript binding. Bases 158 to 1105 code for a protein of 315 amino acids. Lineage: Eukaryota; Metazoa; Arthropoda; Insecta; Diptera; Cecidomyiidae. The record is from RefSeq and is a predicted model, not a curated record. Gene Ontology annotation, biological process: rRNA processing. The transcript has 2 exons.
GCAAGGCAUUACUUGACAGAUAAACAUUGUGGCAAUCUAACAACACGUGCAUAUACCAUUUACUGCUGCGUUUAUUCGAAAUCGUUGUAAAACAGUUCCGCGACGUUUAUUUACAAUCGUUUUUAGCAUUUCAUUGGAAUUAAUUAGUUUGUAAAAGAUGUUGCGACGGCAAGCACGUUUACGACGUGAAUAUUUGUACCGUAAAUCGGUAGAAGAUAAACACAAACAGUUGCAAGAGAAGAAAGAUCGAUUGAAACGUAGUUUGGAAGAGGGUAUACCGAUUCAUGGGGAUUUAAGACGCGAAGCGAUUGCUCUUCAAGAAAAACUUAAAUGGACAGAUCAAGGGCCAGAAGCAGCCAAAGCGAUAGCCGGUUUUAGCGGUGGUGCAAACACAGUGAAUUCACAGGACGAUGAAUAUCGCUAUGCGGGCUGUGAAGAUCCAAAAAUUAUGAUUACAACGGCGCGUGAUCCAUCGGCACGGUUGAAAAUGUUUGUCAAAGAAUUGCGCCUAGUUUUCCCGAAUGCACAGCGCAUGAAUCGUGGUAAUUAUGAAAUGAAGCAAUUGGUGCAUGCGGCACGUGCAAACGAUGUCACCGAUUUGAUAUUUGUGCAUGAGCAUCGUGGUGUUCCAGACAAUCUAGUUAUCUGCCAUUUACCAUAUGGGCCAACGGCAUACUUUAAUUUAAGCGGUGUGGUUAUGCGACACGAUGUUCCCGAUAUCGGACCGAUGAGCGAACAGAAACCACAUUUGGUAUUCCACAAUUUCAAAACCAAAUUAGCCGAACGCACCACGUCCAUUUUGAAAUAUUUGUUCCCCGUUCCGAAAGAGGAUUCAAAACGUGUCGUUACAUUUGCCAAUCACGACGAUUACAUCGCAUUCCGGCACCACACAUUCAGAAUGGUAAAUGGCGAGACGGAAUUAACAGAAGUUGGACCACGAUUUCAAUUGAAAUUAUACCAAAUCAAAUUAGGUACAAUCGAUGAGGUGAAAGCGGCCGAUACGGAAUGGGUGCUCAAACCGUAUAUGAACACGGCGAACAAACGACGUUUCUUAUCGGAUGAAGAUGGUUGGAAACAAGACGAUGAUAUCGAAGUUAAUGAUUAAUUCUGUACGUUUUUUUUUCUGUCCUUCUCAAUAAAAUCCCUACGGUUAAAAAAUCAAGAAAAAAAAUUCGUGU